Molecule: messenger RNA, 4761 nt
Organism: Helobdella robusta
Lineage: Eukaryota; Metazoa; Annelida; Clitellata; Rhynchobdellida; Glossiphoniidae
Exons: 7
Coding region: 1-4761 (1586 amino acids)
Source: RefSeq, a predicted model, not a curated record
AUGGCCAAAUGGUUAAAGUGGCCUGUUACUAACAUCUCUUCAUUACGCGCCGGGUUCAACUGCGGGGACCAUUAUGUUGGGUCAUUUUCUCAAAUUUCCUCAAGCAACAAGAAUCCUCCCUACAGCAACAACAGCAUUAGUUUAGCAGUUGGUGGCGAGAAACGCCGCUACAACAACAGCUACCACAACGACGACAGCUUUUACUACCGCAGGAAUAUUCUUGGUGAAGACGCAACUAUGAAAAAAUCCCGGACAAAAAACAUAUAUAAUAACAAUCCUUGCAACAACAUCUACAUGGACAACAUUCACAACAACAACAACAGCAGCAACAUUCACAACAACAACAGCAACAUUCACAACAACAACAGUAUCAACAUCAACAACAACAAACUGAAAAAAUUUCCAUUUCUCCGCAAUCAAACCGAUCCAAGAAAAACAAUAUUGAUCCCUACAACAUCAACAACAACAACAGCAACAUCAACAACAACAACAGCAACAUCAACAACAACAGCAACAACAACAGCAACAACAAAACAUCGGCAACACUCAGAUAAAAACAAAAGAUUGAACUUGAGCCAAGAAAAUGCAAGCAAAUUCGUUAAAAACGCCAGGCAAAUUUGCAAUGAGAAGCUCCAACUUUCACUCCAUUCUGACAGAAACUGUACAAAACCAUGUCGAAUUUCAUUACCGGUUAUGUCGAGUUUGAGCAAAUCCCAUGAUCAUAUUCCAGUUGAGGUGAUGGCAAAUAGGGGCGUUUUUGCGGGGGGCAGAAAAUUUGAGGGGCCCAGAAAGAUUAGCAAACCCGCGAAUUAUCCUGCCGCUACUACUGGUAGUGGUAGCAGCGGUGAUGGUCGCGAUAUUGGCGUUCAUUCGAAAAAUGAGAAUAGACAAAGAUUAAACUGUGUUUCUGUUGAGGCUUAUGUUGAUGGUGAGGAUUUUGAGAUUUGCAGACGUGAUGACGUCAAAUGUCACUUCGUCCCUGUUCCCAAUAUGAAAGAUGCGCGCCGGAAGUUUUUUGAAUCUAACCCGAACUCUAACUACAGCAACAACAACAACAACAUCAACAACAACAACAUCAACAACAACAACAUCAACAACAACAACAUCAACAACAACAGCAUCAACAGCAUCAUCAAAAACAACAACAACAACAGCAUCAACAUCAACAACAACAACAGCAUUAUCAACAACAACAACAACAACAGCAACACCAACAACAUCCAACAAAGGUUAACUUUUGCUGAUCAGUCAUAUACCGACAGCAAACACAAUGACGUAGGCAACUUCUUUUUCGGAAACCGAAUGACGUCAUCGUCGACAAAAUACCUUGACAGGUUCUCCCUUAACGUGACAUCUGUCGACAAAUCUGGUGACUUUUUAUCUCAGUUGAAUUACGAACCGAAAAUGCUGCAGAUCGGUAGUAGGUCAACGUCAACUUGUAACAUUAACAAGAAUGACGUCAUCAUCAACAACAACAACAACAAUAAUAAUAAUAACAUUAUUAUCAACAAUAAAAUUGGCGUCAACAACAACAACAACAUAAACAACACCGAUGCAAAUUUUUCGAAAAGUAGACAGCCGACCACUUACCAGUUUCCUGAUCUGGCGCCUAGCAGGAGAGCUUCGCUAUUUACAUCCUCGACGACAAUGACGUCAUUUCCGGCGGCAAUUUCAACUACUUCAACUUAUCAUAAAUCAUUCAAUCCGGCGCAAACUUAUCAGCAAAAAAUAACAACUGCAACAAUGUCAGCAGCAGCAGCAGCAACACCAUCGGCAAUUACUUCUUCUUCUUUCUCAUUGUCGUUCUCUACUUCACCAUGGAAACUACAGACGUCGUCAACAACAACUCCCUCCCCAACAAAAAUCUCCACAACAACAACACCCACACCGACAACAACAAAGCCGACGAAGACCCCGAAAAGAGAAUCACAGGAUUCAGGAUUCGACAUGCGACUCGAGGAUUCGAAAAUAUCCGACGAUAUUAUCACACCGUCUUAUCCUACUCCGCUUCAGCAUAUCCCUUUUUCAACUCGUCCCAUUCCUACUUCUAGUCAUGACGUCAUUUUUUCGGACUCAGCAGCACCGAGGAGGUCCUAUAAUUUCGUCCCCCCAGUGCCUAAACUUUCGCAAAACUCAAUUAACUCGGAUUUUUCCCAUCCGCCAUCUUUUCCAACAUCAUCUUCGCCCUCCUACUCAUCAUCGAGUUUGCUGUCACACAGUAGAAUCAAUACUGCCAAUGCCAGUAAAAAUAGCCAAGUCAGUGGCGCUGAUGCUCCUAACACUGGAUGCAUACUUCGAAACAAAAAUAGCAGAAGUGGUGGCAGUAGUAACUACAGUAGCAGCAUCAGCAACAACCUUUACGGCCACUACAUCAAUAACUUCGGUAACGUUAACAACGAAAUUUUCUCAAACAAUGUCAGGAAUUUUUACAAUAACAUCAACAACAUCAACAGAAGCAACAACUAUACAACAAGAUCGCAUUACUUCUCAACGCUGACAAUGUCAUACAACAAUCGAUACAGCAGUUGCUUCCCUUACUACAGCCACAACAAUAACCGAUUUAGCGGUACCAAUAUCGAGUUCGGUUUUCGGCCCAUCCUCCACAGGCCUCUAUCUUCCACGCUACCUCGUCUAACGAUUGCCGAGUAUCCGAUAUUUCGAAUCGAGUAUGGGAGUUUCGGUAAAUUUAAAAAGCUUUCCAAAAAAUUUGGAAAUUUGAAGAGAAUAAAUAUUAACAUCUAUCAUAGCGCGAAUGCAUUCUAUGGAAUCGUCAAUAAAAACACCUCAGCUCAGGUUUCAACAUCAUCAUCAUCAGUAGUUCAAUCAUCAUCAUCAUCAUCAUCAUCAGUACUGCAAUCAUCAUCAUCAUCAGCUAUGCCACCAGUAGCAGCACCACCACUGCCAUCAUCGUCGUCAUCUUCACGGCCAGCAAGCGAAACUAACAUAGUGGAAAAGAACCAUUCGGAAAUUCCUAAAAAGUUUAAAAACAGCCCAAACAAUAAAUCCAACAACCACAAAAACAUUUUAGACCAGAGAUGGCUCGACGAGAAUACCGAGAGGAUUCGAAACUUAGAAAGAUUGUUAUACCGCGUCGGGGCGAAUACCGUAGCCAGCUAUCACCUGAGAGAAUAUUUACCGAAACGAAUUAUGACGUCAUCGUUUCUAUGGCAACAACGGCAUCAACAGAAGAUAACAAAUAAUGAAAAAGAUAGCGGAAAUAAAAUUAUCGAAAUAAAAAAUAAUAAUAAUAAUAACAAAGAUAACCAUAAUCUAAAUUUGGAAUCGCGUAACUAUGGCGAUGAUGACGACGACGAAGAUCACGAUGAUGAUGAUGACGAUGACGAAGGAGAGAAAGAUGGAAAAAAGAUGGAACUUGAUGAGGAUGAUGAUGAUGAGGAUAAAGAUGACGAUGAAGAUGAUGAUGAGGAUGAAGAUGAUGAUAGCUGCGGUUGUUUGAAAUUUCGAAACAGUGAUAACGAUCUACUAAGCCUUGAAGAAUGCAAGGUUACACUAAUCAGUCUGUUUAUCAGACGGGAUAACUUGCUGACGUGCCUGAAGAAACGAUUUGUGAGCCUGCUGAACCAAUCAAAAUCAACAAGAGAGAAGAUAGCCGGACAAUUAGAAGAGAGAUUAGUGGAUAGAGAGAAAGAACGACUUCUGUCAUUCAUUCAAGGCUGUGACCAACUCACGAAGCUCAUACUAUUACUGUCUCAAAGAAUGGCAAAGUGCCAUUCGGAAAUGGUCACAAUGACGUCAUCAUCGGCAACCACAACAUCAACAACAACAAACAUAGCAUCAUCAUCAUCAUCAUCAGCCGCAACGGCCACGACGAAGAUGAUAAAUGAUAAUACAAUUGAUAAUAGAAAUGAAAUUAGCAUAAAUAACAUUGAAGCUACUACUACUACUACUAAUACUACUACUGCUACUACUAUUACUGCUGCUGCUACUAAUACUACUACUACCAAUAAUAAUACUACGGCUACUACUACUACUACUUCAACUACAACUGCUUCUAAUACUAUAACUUAUAAUAAUAACAACAACACAACAGAAACUUGCAACAUUGUUGAUUGGAGUGUUGAUAUUGAUCUUACUACUACCGCCACUACUACUACCACUGUUGUGGCUGCUAUUGUUACUACUGCUACCACUGCUACUUGUAGUAGUGGCUAUACAAGCAGUGGUAAUAGUACUACUUUUAAAGCAACGAUGACGUCAUUAUCAUUGCCUUCGUCGUCAUCGUCAAAGUUGAAAGAUUUGAAAACGAAACUGAAAGAUGCCCAGCACCUCAAACAUUCCAUCGAACUGAAAGGUUUGGUGUUAUACGAGAGGUUCAUUGAGAACUUCAGAGAGACCGACGACACCAACAACAACAACAACGGCAGUAGCCGCAGCAGCAACCACAACAGCGACAACAACAACGUCAGUAGCCACAGCAGCAACAACAACAACAUCAACAAAAACAGCAGCAGCAACAACAUCAACAAAGACAGCAACAACAACAAAAACAGCAACAACAACGACAACAACAUCGAUACAUUUUUCAAUGCAACGACAGCAUCAUUCAUCCUGCCAAUGGUUGAGAGGUGGUGCUGUGAGGAGAUAAGAUGGGGUACGGAUGUUUUGGGUGAACUUAAAAAUAUCAUCAUCACCACAACCACCACCAACAACAACAACACCACCAACAAAAACAACAACAAUAAUAAUAUUCCUGAUAAUGAUGAUGGCGAUGAUGAAGACGACCAUGAAAACAAAGUAUGA